AUGGUUCAUCUUGCCAAGAUCAAAAAUGACAGCGAAGUUGGAAAGCCACCUGCAAAGGAAUUUUCAGAGCUUUCGCUCGAGGCACCAGGCGACGACGAUUUCUCCACGUCUGUGUACGGGUCGAAAUUUGCCGCCGAAGACCUUCCCUCGCAUGAGAUGCCAGAGAAGGAAAUGCCAAAAGAAGUUGCUUACAGAAUGAUCAAAGAUGAUUUGAGCUUGGAUGUCUGGCUAGCUUCGUCACGACAUACAUGGUCCGAAGACGAAGCGGAGAAGUUGAUGACGGAAGCUUUCUCGAAGAACUUCAUAGACUACGAGGAAUAUCCGCAAACUGCUGAAAUCCAGAACCGCUGCAUCAAUAUGAUCGCCCGCUUGUUCAAUGCUCCAACGCACGAUGACAGUGAGCACGCCAUAGGCACAUCUACUGUAGGCUCGUCAGAGGCUAUCAUGCUUGGUACUUUGGCUAUGAAGAAGCGCUGGCAAAACAAGCGUAAGGCUAAAGGCGAGGAUUGGCACCACCCAAACAUCGUCAUGAACGCUGCUGUACAAGUCUGCUGGGAGAAGGCUGCCAGAUACUUCGACAUCGAGGAAAAAUAUGUCUUCUGUACGGAAGACCGCUAUGUGAUGGAUCCAGAAGAGGCUGUCAAGCUGAUCGAUGAAAAUACUAUCGGAAUAUGUGCACUGCUUGGUAGUACUUAUACUGGUGAGUAUGAAGAUGUAAAGAGACUGAAUGACCUUCUUGUGGAGAAGAACAUUGACUGCCCCAUUCAUGUCGAUGCAGCAUCUGGCGGCUUUGUGGCUCCCUUCGUCGACCCGGACUUGCAAUGGGAUUUCCGUCUUGAGAAGGUGGUGAGCAUCAAUGUGAGCGGGCACAAGUACGGGCUUGUAUAUCCCGGGGUCGGUUGGGCUAUAUGGCGCUCGGCUGAGUUCCUCCCCACCGAACUUGUCUUCAAUAUCAACUACCUUGGAGCUGACCAAGCCUCCUUCACUCUCAAUUUCUCAAAGGGUGCAAGUCAAGUUAUCGGCCAGUACUACCAAAUGAUCAGACUUGGCAAGCGAGGAUAUCGAAGUAUCAUGCUGAAUCUGACUCGAACUGCUGACUAUCUCUCGGCACAGCUGAAGAGCCUGGGUUUCAUCAUCAUGUCUAAAGGUGCAGGGAAAGGAUUGCCAGUGGUCGCCUUCCGACUAAGCCAAACCAACGAGGACGUAUUUUAUGAUGAGUUUACCAUUGCGCAUCAAUUGCGCGAACGAGGCUGGAUAGUUCCCGCGUACACCAUGGCGCCACACAGCGAGAAGUUGAAGCUCAUGAGGAUUGUGGUUCGAGAAGACUUCUCCAGAAACAGGUGCGACAGUUUGGUGGCAGAUAUCAAACAGGCUCUGAAGACUCUGGAGGAGAUGGAUAAAAAGACAAUGGAGAUUUACGAGAAUCACGUCAAGAAGAAUACCAGUACUGUUGGCAAAGCGACUCACAACCAUCCAAAGUAUAGGCGCGAGAAACAUUCCCUGCAAGGCAAACAUGGCAAGACACAUGCUGUGUGCUAG
This is a messenger RNA of Endocarpon pusillum Z07020, 1539 nucleotides long. RefSeq lists its product as uncharacterized. Gene Ontology annotation, biological process: L-glutamate catabolic process. The transcript has 6 exons. The coding region runs from base 1 to 1539 and encodes 512 amino acids. Gene Ontology annotation, cellular component: cytosol. Gene Ontology annotation, molecular function: pyridoxal phosphate binding; glutamate decarboxylase activity. The record is from RefSeq and is a predicted model, not a curated record. NCBI's taxonomy places the organism in Eukaryota, Fungi, Ascomycota, Eurotiomycetes, Verrucariales, Verrucariaceae.